CUUACAGCCUGAAGUUGUUCCUUACAAUGCGAUUGUGAAACGAAUGUGUAUUAAAAUGAUUUUUUACAAAUAACAGAAGCGUAUGUGUGGUUCAUAGUGCCAAAAGGCCAUUCGUUUUGUGACUGAUCAACUAUCUAGAAGAUGGCAAGAAUGGAGCUUCCGGUAUUGGAUAAAUUUUGCUUCAUAUUCGACUUGAAGACAGGAUGCAUCACAAUGGGCAUAUUGAAUUCCAUACUAACGUUUACAUUGGCGAUUAUCCUGAUAACGUUUGCGGUGGACAUCAGAGAGUCGACCGAGCUCCAAGUGAAGAGGGACGAUGAGGUCACCAUGUCUUCAGUGGUGUACACCAUCGUGGUACUCAUCGUGGUGCUGUUGUUCAUCAAGUUUGUUCUCGACCUGGUCUUUGUGUACGCGGUUUAUAAGGAAAAGUGUGGCAUAAUGAAGAAGUAUUGCAUCUUCUGGAUAGUGUUUCUGGUCCUCUUUAUUAUCGGAUUUCUCAAGAGUCUCUUCCACAUGGAUGCAGGACAUGUUAUCGCGCAGAUUCUGUUUUUAGCUGAAAAUUUUUACUACAUCAUUGUGAUCCGAAGCUACCUGAUUUCAAUUAACGAGGAUGGUGUUUUGUAAGGAUGUUAUAAUUAUUAGUUAUUGUCAAAAUUUCAUAAAAAAAACUCAG
This is a messenger RNA of Chilo suppressalis (striped riceborer), 673 nucleotides long. The record is from the annotation of a GenBank genome assembly. Lineage: Eukaryota; Metazoa; Arthropoda; Insecta; Lepidoptera; Crambidae.